AUGAGCUCGGCAACCACUUCGGUUAAGUUAGUGCUCUUGGGAGAGGCAGCCGUAGGCAAAUCUUCCCUUGUGAUGAGAUUUGUCUCCAACGACUUUCAGGAGAGCAAGGAGCCUACUAUUGGAGCAGCUUUCCUAACCCAAAAGUGUACUAUUGGUGAGAGAACGAUCAAGUAUGAGAUUUGGGAUACCGCAGGCCAGGAGAGGUUUGCCUCUUUGGCACCAAUGUACUACAGAAAUGCACAGGCCGCUUUGGUGGUUUACGAUAUCACAAAGCCUGCUUCUUUCAUCAAAGCAAGACACUGGGUGAAGGAGUUGCAUGAGCAGGCCUCCAAAGAUAUCACUAUUGCUUUGGUGGGCAACAAGUACGACUUGGUUGCAGACGAGAAUGACGACGAUGAUGAUUCGUUGAGAAAGGUGAGCGCAGAAGAGGGUAAGCUGUUGGCUGAUGAAGAAGGCUUGUUGUUCUUUGAAACUUCUGCAAAAACGUCGCACAAUGUGAAUGAUGUAUUUGUCGCCAUUGGCUCCAAGAUUCCAGAGGCCAAGCCAGCAGCCCCUGAAGCUUCCAGACCUCAAGAAGGAGGUAGAAUCGACUUGAGUGGUAACGCUGGUCAAAGAAAUGCCAACUCGAGCUGCUGUUAG
This is a messenger RNA of Candidozyma haemuli, 639 nucleotides long. It is a transcript of the gene VPS21, whose product is annotated as Rab family GTPase. Gene Ontology annotation, molecular function: GTP binding; GTPase activity. NCBI's taxonomy places the organism in Eukaryota, Fungi, Ascomycota, Pichiomycetes, Serinales, Metschnikowiaceae. The transcript has a single exon. Bases 1 to 639 code for a protein of 212 amino acids. The record is from RefSeq and is a predicted model, not a curated record.